This is a messenger RNA of Sinocyclocheilus rhinocerous, 1319 nucleotides long. Its product is annotated as nuclear receptor subfamily 2 group F member 5-like. The coding region runs from base 4 to 315 and encodes 103 amino acids. Lineage: Eukaryota; Metazoa; Chordata; Actinopteri; Cypriniformes; Cyprinidae. The record is from RefSeq and is a predicted model, not a curated record. The transcript has a single exon.
GCCAUGGGUCUGUCUGAUGUGGCCCAUGUGGAGAGUAUCCAGGAAAAGUCCCAGUGCGCUCUCGAGGAGUAUGUGCGGAACCAAUACCCCAAUCAACCCAACCGAUUCGGCCGCCUGUUGUUACGGCUGCCCUCCCUGCGCAUCGUGUCUUCUCCUGUUAUCGAACAGCUGUUCUUCGUGCGACUGGUAGGCAAAACGCCCAUCGAGACCCUGCUGCGGGACAUGCUGCUUUCCGGCUCCAGCUACAACUGGCCUUACAUGCCCGUCCAGAGAGACCGGCCCAUUUCACUCCAUUACAAUGAGAACGGGCCCUGAUCCUGCCCCCAUAAUCCAUAUCACACCCCCGCCGCCAUGGGGUCAUGGCCGAUACAGAGAAUCUGUCAGCAAGCCACGCCCCUUUCUGCCACAUCAUCACCUGCUCACUUACCUGAAGCACCAGCCGUUUGUUCCGUCAAGGGGAAUGGACCACAGCACUCAUAUAGACACCGAACUGUUUCCUACAGAGGUUUUCUAUGAAUGAGGACUGAACGAGAACGUCCAUUCCUGAUUUUGACUCAACCAGAAGCCAUUAAAGCUGAUGCCAAAACUUUACUAGAACAGCUAUUAGAUGGACCUCGAAAACCACUUGUAUUAACGGGAGAGUCAAGAUUCUGUCUGUUUAGUUGGGGGUUUGUAUUUCGCCCCAAAUACAACCGAGAGAAAGGCAUGACUCUUGCAGGACUCAUUGGAGAGAAAGCCAUUGCCAAAGUAGGACAGGCAACUGAACUCUCGGGAGCAUUUUGUGGAAUUGAUGACUGAGGUGAAAUUUCGUUUGUCUUGUUGAUUUUUGCGUUUAGGUCUCUGAUGAAGUGGGAAGACUUGAAAGAGGCACUUGAAACCAGCCAGAUAACCCUCACUUUCCGUGCUUUUCUCAGCUGCAUCCAAAUAAUCAGCACAUCUAGACAGAAUGUUGCCGUGUCAAGCACAACAUGCAUCUUGUUAAAUACAGGUGUUUAUCUCCUGUAGCUUCAAGAAAAACACUAGGGUAAAAUAGGGUAUUCUGGGACAUUUGGGAACGUCGGGAAAGCUCCGAUGUGUCCAAGCCAACAAAGUCUAUGCUAACUGUACCAUAUUCUAACUGGGCUGUCAUAGGAUGAAGUCUUGUUUGAUUGUGUAAAGUGUUGAGGUGGCAGUCAAACAUGCAAAAAUGACCCAGAUUACCCUAAUUCACCCGACAAACUCAAGACCUCAAUUAUGCCAAUAGUCUGCCUUUGAUGACCAGGUAUAUUGUGUAGCAUACUGUAGGUUUCAUCAAGUAUUUUUGUUACUUUCUUGCUCGU